GUCGUCAUGGAAACGGUUUGUUUUCGAUCAGAGACGAGAGAGUUCACGGAGGGAGCGCCUGAGCUCAGGUGAACACAGAGAGGAUUCAGGCUGUUACAGUACUUAAACAGGAAGUUCAGUCCGUGACUUACAGGAAGUCAAGAAGCUGUGUGACAUCAUCAGGAGAUGGCGAUGUCACAGUGUGACAUCAUCGACUUCUCUGCAUUGGAGAGAGAGCUGCAGGUGGCAGUCGAGUCUGAGCGGCGACAUCAGCGUGAGAACGACGCCAAGCUGAGAGCCGUCUGCCAGAGAGCGUCCUACGACCAGUUCAGAGACCUGGUCCUGGCCUGCCACAUGAAGCCUCUGGAGAAGAAAGAUAAAGACGGCGCCCCGCGGAAACAGCCCUGGAACCCCGUCGCCCCGAGCAACAAGUGAUGUCCACUCACCUGGACCAGCGUGGACCGACACGCUGUAGUCCACAGAGUCUUUUAUAGUCCUGCUGUGAUGAACAUGUGACACAUGAUGAAAGCUGUAAACAGGAAAAGAGAUCAGAUGUAACAAUUCAUCAUUUCUAAUAAACCUGAAGAACGUGAA
Messenger RNA from Neolamprologus brichardi, 573 nucleotides. It is a transcript of the gene dnaaf19, whose product is annotated as dynein axonemal assembly factor 19. Gene Ontology annotation, biological process: inner dynein arm assembly; epithelial cilium movement involved in extracellular fluid movement; determination of left/right symmetry. NCBI's taxonomy places the organism in Eukaryota, Metazoa, Chordata, Actinopteri, Cichliformes, Cichlidae. The record is from RefSeq and is a predicted model, not a curated record. Gene Ontology annotation, cellular component: outer dynein arm.